AUGAAAUUUGUAUAUACAUUCAUUCUCUACCUAGCUGUAGUGAAAUGUAGUAAUUCUUUUACAUUUCAGUUAAAUUCAGGAGAUUUAAGUAGAACAACAUUGGAAUUUUCAGCUAAUCACCCAGUUUAUCAAUUGAGUCUUAGAUGCGAUGUAAUUAUUAAUUUUUUAUUUAAAGAGUUAUGCUACUGAUUUAUGGCUUGCAUAUAAUUACGCUAAUUUAACUAUCACUCCAGAACAAAGAUAACAAUAUAAAUGUUCUGAUAAAAACUUUACGAUUACUUUAUCAAAUGACUUUACAGAUGAAUAUGCUACUAUAUAAGUAUAUAAUUAAAAUACAUCUGUGAAAAUUCAAAGUUUUGAUUUCCUAACUGAUUCAUAAACUACUUAUAAGACUGCUUUGACAGCUAAUAAAGCCACUACUUAAGGACUUUACUACACUAAGAAUGAUUUCAGUAUGUAAGUAUCUUAUCCUUCAACUAUGUAUGUUGAAAUUUUAAAAUGCCCUACAUCAGAAUCAAAAAUUGAAGUGAUGCAAUUUAAUGAAUUUGGUUAAUAUAGAAACUUAGAUGGAAAUUUCAACAAUAAAUUCUUCUAUGAUGUAUUUAAUGCCUCCAAUGGAAGCUCCUAUUAUAGAUUAUAAUAAUCACAUUAUGAUAGUCCUGAUGUUUUUAUUAAAGUAAAUUUUUAUUAUAUAAAUUUAGUAUCAAAGAGCUUAAUAAUAAUAAAUAAAGGAUAUAAAAUCAUAUAUCAACUAUUCCUACUUUCGACCAUCUGUGUAAGUAAAAGGGGAUAAAAUAUUUAUAACAUUUCCAGAUUUUAAAGUUAAAAAUUACGAACAAGUAGAACUUCGUGUAACUGUUGGUUGGGAUGGUUCAGAAACUAAGGAAAUAAUUUGUGCAUACGGAGAUCCUGAUAUUUGGAGGCAAUAUAAUUCCUAUUCAAUAAACAAAUACAAUUUAACAUAUAAUAUAUAUGGAAAUAAUUAGUUGGUUGCUGAUUUCCCAAGUUAUAUAUAAGGAAGCUACAAUAUUAGAACAACUGCUAUUGUAAAUUUUGGAACAAUUAAAUAAACUAUUCCAAUGCAAACUGUUUAAAUUUAUAGAAAUUUAUACGCACCAUCUGGAUCAUUAUUAGUUCAUAUUUUGGCUCCAAUAAUUAUUUCUGUUUUAGCUUUGUUUGGAUUAAUUGUAGGAGGUUGUAAAUAUAGAAAAAAGAAGGCUCUUUACUUAUAGGAACAAUAAUUGGGAUAAUUGCAAUAAUAACAUUAAAUACAGAAUCCUUAUAUUGGUAUCCAAUGAA
This is a messenger RNA of Paramecium pentaurelia, 1299 nucleotides long. The record is from the annotation of a GenBank genome assembly. Lineage: Eukaryota; Ciliophora; Oligohymenophorea; Peniculida; Parameciidae.